AUGACUUACAAAGUAGAUAAGAAAGCAAUCAGAAGGCUAUACUUAAUGAAGAAUUCAGGAAAUCCGGACAUUUGUUCUUCUCUCUCCAGACUUGUGGAAAUAGGAAAUCCAUACCUAACCUUUAUACUCCAAGCCAUGUUUCAAAAUAUGCUUUCUGAAACAUCAUGCCCGGCACCAUUCGCCAUUCUCAUGAGGAGCAGUAAGAUAGUCAAUUAUAUAGUCAGACGGAUUAUAGGAAAAGAUAUAAUAUUAGAAGCCAGGGAUGGGCCUAGGAAGUGUGACGACAGUAAAUGGGAUGAGAACGACUAUGUCGAAGUCAUGAAGUUUCUCUUGAACCUGGAAAAGGCUAAUAGAAGGAUAUCAUAUAUUGAUAAUCCCUUCAUUUUAUAUGUAGUGUCGAAGAUCUCGGAGGUGGAAAAAGCAAGGUUGAUUAGAUUCUUAGAGAUCUCUCCCCUCUGUAUAUUAAUAAUGAAGACCAUGAAUACUAACAGCCUUUCGGGCAUCCAUUUAGAAGUUAUCAAUUUCCUGAAAGUCAAAGACAUGACAUAUGAGGAAGGGUUCAUGUAUAUUCAUGAGUCUUGUGCGGACUUUAAGGCCCUAAAGAGAGAGUUUUUGAAGUCCAGAUUUCCACAAAUACAAAGAUACUUCCAUGUGCUGAUGGACUUCUACCCUGAAAUGAUGUUUGGGGCAAGAAAGCCUUAUGCCAACAGGAUGAAGAUAUUUGGGGAUCCUCUUUCAAUACCGAUCAAGCCAAGGCUGUUGUGUGUUUAUAUAUCUGCUUGUGUAUAUUUUAUAAGAAGAAAGUAUGAGGCCCUGGGGCAGGAAAAGAACUUGGAUGUGCUGAUGAAGGCCAUUUACAUUGAAAGAAUCCUUUCAACCUGCCCCAAAAGACGUCUCUUAAAAGAAGUGAUUCAUCAGCUGAUUCUUGACACACCUAUUCUUGUGAAGGUUAUUGUAAUGAGAAGAUUUCCGUGCAAUCUUGUUAGGAAGAUGGUUGAAUGUGUGCCAUCCUUCCAUCUUGCAUAUGAACUAUCACUAAAGAUUCUUUGUAAGAAUCCCAAUGACAGCUUCUAUGAAGCAUUGGUUGAGGAACUCCUCAAGAAGUAUCCAACAGAAAGUAAUGUGAGGAAGUUUGGUGCCUGUGCUCACCUGUUUGGCAAGCCUCUUCUAGAAAGGUUGAGAUAUCUUACAGAUGCAUGCUCUUAA
Molecule: messenger RNA, 1206 nt
Organism: Encephalitozoon romaleae SJ-2008
Lineage: Eukaryota; Fungi; Microsporidia; Unikaryonidae
Exons: 1
Coding region: 1-1206 (401 amino acids)
Source: RefSeq, a predicted model, not a curated record